AAGCGUUUCGACAAACCGGCGACGGAGGCUUCAGUGACAUUUUUGCCUUUAGGCGCGGCAGCAGUGGUGGGCUGAGCGCCAGGGUUGGAUGUGCCGGCGCCGGAGGAGGCUUUGACCAAUCUUCUCCUCUUGGUAGCUUUGGUGCUCUCGGCUUGGUUCUCAGCACCGCCCCGUUUUUUCGCGUCGCCUUCAGUGUUGAAUUUUGGGGAAAAGCGAGCCAUUCUCCUCUCGCGGGCCUUCAGGAGCUCGGCGUUCGUGAAAUUCAUAUCUUCUGUAACAAUAAAAAAUACGAUCAGUGACAACAUAGGAGACGAGAAAGGAAAUGUCAAUAAUAAAAGUGAGCUAUGGGCAACCUAAGUAUUUGGGAGUUCUUGAGAGGUCAGCGCCCUCAAGGACUGUUGUGCAGUCAAGGAUGGGAAGUGGGGCAAGGAGAUUAAGAAAGGCUUUGUCGUUGGCGGACAAAGAUUCCUCUGAAGGAUCGGUGAUCCCAUUGGGCUUCUCCGUCCAGUAAAGAGGAAAAAGGGCGGUCCCGUCUCUAAGGGUGAAUGCCUCUGGGUAGGCGGGAUGAACCGCCACACGGAAGUACUUCCGUGCGAAGGAGGACUUCGCGUUACUUUUGUGGGGAUGCAAGCACUUCCGGCCGGCUCGGGCCUUCAAGGAAAUCCAUCCUUUGUUUUUGAUGGACUUGGGGUCGACGUCGUAGAGGUAGAAGAAACUGGUGGGGGAUGGGGCGAUGCCGACAGCGGCGCUUAAGAUUUCAAAACAUCGAAUGAAGGCCCAGGCGUUAGGGUGGAGUUGGCAGGGAGCCGCGUUGAUGUCGCGGAGGACGGUUUGGACAAAGGGCGAGAAAGGAAGCCUGAUUCCAAGCUCGCUAAACAUGUAUUCAUACGCAAAGAAAAAAUGGGAUCUCUUUACGUCGCCGUCUGGCUUAUGAAGCCAGGGGCGGUCCCCAGGACUGCAAAUCCAGAUCCUGAGUUUCGCGCUAAACUCAUCGUCAUUCGACAAACCACCCAGGGAGUUCACGAACUGCACGAUGAGAUCGCUGUUCUGGAAAAUAGAAGGUUGGUCUAUAGCCUCGUGAGUGGGGGCUAUUUGGACUGGAAGGGGCAGAGUGGCGUAGGUUUUUAGUCGGUAAGGUGGGAUCUCCGGGGCCUCUAAACGGAGGCCGCCGGCGGCGGUGGCAUCAGGGUCGCUUCCGGAGGAAGAAGAGGAGUGGUUAGGGGAGGCAGGGCUUGAAGCCAUUUUUAGAAGACAGUGAAGUGAAAGAAAGGAAAAGAUGAGUAUGUGUGUGAUGCAAAGAUAAGGACAGUGGGACUCACCGGAGUAGGAUGUGAAGAGUGGGUAGCGGAAAGGGUGAUAAGCGACGGCUCCGGAGCGGAAGUGGGCAGAGGGAGUUUGGUAAGCGAUUAGGGAAGUAAAGAGGGGUCUCGGAAAGGGAUGACUGUGGGGAAGAAGGGUUUUUAUAGGAGAAGGGGAGAAGCUGGAAGGGUGACGCGUGUUGGACGCGUGUGGAAGGUUGGAAGUCAUGAUGGUUUUGGGGAGGUGGGUCGCGUGCAAUGGGGAGUUACUGCGCACGAUGGGACGGUUAUGAAAGGUGAAGUGACGGUUCCGGAGAAAGAGGGAAAUUGAUGUAACCGACACAUCACGUGGGGCAGCCACGUGAGGCAGAUAGAGAUUUGAAAGGGUUUUAAAAUAAGGGAAAGCGCGAAAAGCCUCGCCACUAUAAGGAUCAAACACCAUCGCCUGACGGGUGACACCAACAACAAAGUUCAGUCGCUCGCCGGGGUUACCGCCAGUCAAUGAUUGAAUGAUCAGCACAUGACCCAUGCCUGCCACCUUUCCCGCCGGCGAACGAUCAUACACCUGCUCCAACUUAUCGCCAAUACGAAGUAAUCGUUCUCGCCGCUUGUGGACUUGUGGACUUGCCAGCUCGGAUUGCUCGUCAAGUCAGUGGACUGGGUAACCGAAAAUGCUAGUUUCCUUUUGCUCACGCCAUGUUGGCGAUAUAGUUUACUUCUCUUUUCUCAAGCCAUGUUGGCAGUGCAGAUUCCGGUGUACUGUAAGACAUAUGUAAAAGCAUUUAAAAGACACACUUAGCUCUCAUACCUCGAGCUCGGUGUCUUGUGGACUAGUGGACUGGGCGAGCCCCUAGAGGGGCAACGCCCAGCAUGUAUCCCGCCCUGAGGCGGGGCCCUGGCCUUCAGAUGGGCCUUGACCUCGGAGGCCCAAUUGGCCCAAUAGGUAGUACCCAAGCUCUAUAAAUAGGAGGUAGUUAUCAAGUGUAAGGGACUUUUGGCUCAUUUGAUGAAAUAACACUCGAAAUUCAGCACUCUCUCUCACUCUCAUUCUCUCUUAGCACUAUCCCUCUACCUCUAGGUACUAUGCCUCUCUUCAAUGUUCAUUCCCAGAACACAACCAUUAUGGUGUCAUAUUCCAGCUGGAAUGGAAACAAGCUCCACGGUCACCAUUUUCUUCUAAAUGAAAUUUUGAAAGAAAAGUUAGGCUUCAAGGGAUUUGUGAUUUCUGACUGGGAAGGAAUUGAUGAAUUAUGUCAACCUUAUGGCUGUGAUUAUCGCUAUUGCAUCUCCACUGCCAUUAAUGCUGGAAUUGACAUGGUGAUGGUCCCUCUUAGAUAUGAAAAUUUUAUGGAAGAGUUGACAUUUCUAGUUCAAUCAGGGGAAAUACCAAUAGCCAGGAUUGAUGAUGCUGUUGAGCGGAUUUUGCGAGUGAAGUUUGCAGCUGAGCUUUUUGAAUUUCCUUUAACUGACAGAUCUUUAUUAGAUUUAGUUGGUUGCAAGAUACAUAGAGAUCUAGCAUGUGAAGCCGUUCGAAAGUCCUUGGUUCUGCUGAAAAAUGGAAAGGAUCCUAGGAAACCUUUUCUUCCACUGAGCAGGAAUGCUAUGAGAAUUCUUGUUGCUGGAACUCAUGCUAAUGAUAUUGGAUAUCAAUGUGGAGGAUGGACAGGUACCAAGUAUGGGUCUAGUGGCCAGAUCACAACUGGCAUGACUAUCUUGGAUGCUGUUAAGGAAGCUGUGGGAGAUGAAACAGAAGUUGUUUACGAGCAAUCUCCAUCAACAGACACCGUAGGCGUAGAAUAUAAUGAAGUUUCUUAUGCCAUUGUUGUUGUUGGUGAAGAUCCCUAUGCUGAGUGCGGUGGUGACAAUUCAGAGCUUGUUAUCCCACUAAAUGGAGCUGAAAUUAUAAACUUAGUUGCUGAUAAAAUCCCAACACUUGUGAUUCUGAUAUCUGGAAGACCUUUGGUCUUAGAGCAAUAUCUGUUGGAAAAGGUUGAAGCUCUUGUUGCUGCAUGGUUGCCAGGUACUGAAGGACAAGGAAUCACAGAUGUUAUCUUUGGGGAUCAUGACUUCAAGGGUCAAUUACCAAUUACUUGGUUCAGAAGAGUUGAACAGCUUGAUCAACCAGUUGAUGGAGAGAAUAAUAGUAACCCCUUAUUCCCUCUUGGUUAUGGGCUAGCUUAUAAUUAGGAAAAUGUAUGUGACCUGUGUGUGUUUGUUUAUCCCUUAGAUUAGAUGUGAAUGUGUUUUUCCUCAAUCCAACAACUUUGUUUAGUUGGAAAAACUGUCUUGGAAAGCUAAUUAUAUCAGUUGAUCAUUAUGCUAUUAACUAGAAACCAAACACACUGAGCUCAAGGAUUCAAUACAGAAAUUGGUUAGUAUACACUAACAAGUAACAAUAUAAACAGUUUUACACAAACACGUUUAAGGAAUAUGACACAAUAAAGUUGUACGUUGAACCAUUUUGAGUUCUUAGAUUGCUUUUGUUUAUCUCUGCUACUCUGCUAGAGUUUCCUUUGGUAGAACCAGAAAGCUCUACCAAAAGCUUUGCCCUUGACAUCAUUUUUCAGUCCUCCAAUCUAUGCAUGUAUCUAAUUGGUUUCCCUCCUACAAUUUGAAUGUCCAUGACAUUUGCACUCAUGAAUUUGGUCAAUUGAUUA
Molecule: messenger RNA, 3955 nt
Organism: Lotus japonicus
Lineage: Eukaryota; Viridiplantae; Streptophyta; Magnoliopsida; Fabales; Fabaceae
Exons: 5
Coding region: 2382-3485 (367 amino acids)
Biological process (GO): glucan catabolic process
Molecular function (GO): beta-glucosidase activity
Source: RefSeq, a predicted model, not a curated record